This is a messenger RNA of Oxyura jamaicensis (ruddy duck), 2089 nucleotides long. It is a transcript of the gene FOXL1, whose product is annotated as forkhead box L1. The transcript has 2 exons. NCBI's taxonomy places the organism in Eukaryota, Metazoa, Chordata, Aves, Anseriformes, Anatidae. Gene Ontology annotation, molecular function: RNA polymerase II cis-regulatory region sequence-specific DNA binding; DNA-binding transcription factor activity, RNA polymerase II-specific. The record is from RefSeq and is a predicted model, not a curated record. Gene Ontology annotation, biological process: regulation of transcription by RNA polymerase II; cell differentiation; anatomical structure morphogenesis. The coding region runs from base 737 to 1675 and encodes 312 amino acids.
CCCGGGCGGGAGCGCUCCUCGCUGCUGCUUUAAAAGGGGCCUGUCAGCUGGAGAGGAGGGGAAACACGUCCAGGAGCGCCUCCGUCGCCAGCUCCGCUUUUCUUCCGUUCAGGGGGAAGAACAACAACAACAAAACAACAAAAAUCCCUCUCCGCAGCGUUGCUCGCUCUUGUCCGCUCGCUUCCCCCGCCACCCCGCAGCCGUCAGAGCCGCCUCGGCUGCGGGCACGUCCGAGGGCUGCUCCUGGGCAGAUAACGCGGAGAUGCCGCUGGCAGGAGAGAGACACCAGGCAGCACAUGGGCUGGGAAGAAGGAGCAGACAGAAAAGCCGCAUCCCCGCCUCCAAGGAUUUCCUACCGCAAAGAGGGGGAGAAGAGGGGGGGAAAAAAAAGGAGGAAGCAACAAUUUUCCUUGGGGGAGGGAGCUCGGGAGAGCCCGCGUGCCCGUCUCCUGCCGUCCACGCGAGUAUUUAUUGUUUUAAUAACCCCUGUUUGGAGUGGCUUGGGAGCGGGGGGACUCCCCGAGGUGUGGCUGUGCGGAGCAGGGGGGCGACGACCCUCGGCCCCGGCGUGCAGAGCUAUGAAGCAGGGACAGAGGCAGAGCGAGCUCGUUGAGGCAGGGCUGGGAUCUGAGCUCGCACAAAUAGCUCCCCGGCGGACUCGCCCCAGGUUCCUGCCCUGCCCUGGCCCUUCGCUGGGCUCCGAGGGGGAAGAACCGGAGCUCCACGCCCGCCGGCCAUGAGCCACCUCUACGGCAGCCACCUCUCCCCCAUGGGCAGCCCGUCCAUGCUCUACCUCCCGGCCGCGCUGGGCUUCGCCCCCAGCGGCGCUCUCUCCAGACAGGACCCCCCUCAGAAGCCCCCCUACAGCUACAUCGCCCUCAUCGCCAUGGCCAUCAAGGAGGCUCCGGAGCAGAAGGUGACCCUGAGCGGCAUCUACCAGUUCAUCAUGGACCGCUUCCCCUUCUACCACGACAACAAGCAGGGCUGGCAGAACAGCAUCCGCCACAACCUCUCCCUCAACGACUGCUUCGUCAAGGUGCCCCGGGAGAAGGGGAGGCCGGGCAAGGGCAGCUACUGGACCCUGGAUCCUCGCUGCUUGGACAUGUUCGAGAACGGCAACUAUCGACGGAGGAAGAGGAAGCCCAAAGCCGCGGGACCCCCGGAGGCUCGGAGCGGUGCCGUGCCCCACGACGGCGGCCACCCCGACGAACCCAAGCGGGCCAAGGGGAGCGGAGCGGGGCGCAGCCCGGCGGCGGACUCGGGCGACGAAGGGGCUCCGGGAGCGGCUGCUGCUGGUGGUGGGGGAGAAGGGGUUGCCCCCGGGGGACCCCCCCGCUGCUCCUCCGCCGCCGCCCCCCGGGCUCCCGCCGCCUCCGGGGGGCCGCCCGCCGCCCCCCCGGCUCUCAAGAGCGGUCCUCGGGGUCGCAGCUUCAGCAUCGAGAGCAUCCUCGCCCAGGGGUUGCGGCAGCCCCCCCCCGGGGCCGUCCCCAAGGCCCGGGAGAGCCCCGUCGGUUGCCUCGGCGGCUCCCUGGUCGCCAGCGGGGGCUUCGGGCCGGCCCUCAACGCCUCCCUCAUGCUCGACUCCCAGGUGCACGGCAGGCUCUACCACAUCGGCAUCCCCUUCCUCUCCUGCUUCCCUCUCCACUUCUCCGAGGCUGUAUUGAAUUUCCAGUAGGUGCCCCCCACCCUUCCAGCCCCCUCGCUGCUCGCUGCGAGGGAGAGCCCGGACUCGGACCUCGCCAAGCGGGUAAAAGACCAAAAAACGCUCUUAGAGGUGACUCAGGAUUUCAGGGCAUUUUCAAGGCACGUCUCGCUGCGGAGAGCUCCUUAGGGAUUGCUUCUCCCCACCCCCCAGCCCCCCCCACCAGAUCGACUGCGCAAGGUAAAGCGGUUUUCUUUUCAACUCGGUGGCAGAGGCACAGAGAGAGCGCAUGGGGGGGGUCCCACGCUGGCCUCCACGCCCUGCCAGCUUUGCUCUGCGGUUUUUGCCUUUAUAUCCACCACGUUUCUUAGACCUGCUUUUUGCCACCCGCCUCUGGUCUCCAGUCUUCGUUAUUUUUUUUUUUUAUUUUUAUUUUUCCUUUUGAAA